GGCCGGCGUCCAUUGGACCACAUCCACACUAUUUCCUUGGCUGGUGCUGGGCGCAGAGACCUUUAGACUGCUUAGUCGUUGCUGCUCUGUGCUGUGGUGGUGGUGGUGGUGUUUGUUGUUGUUGUUGUUGUUUCCCCCCUUUUUUUUUUAUUUCGCUAGCAGCCGAGGAACGAUUGCGAGCAAUCCAAAGUGAACCAUCCAAACAAACCAAAGGCAUUCGCCCAAUUUCUCUCUUUGUUGUUUAGAUUUUCAAGUCGGCAACGGCCGGUCUAGUCUACACACAACAGCAAAGAGAGUGAGUGAGUGAGGAGCCUUCCUUCCUUCCUUCCUUCCUCUAAGUCCUGGUCGUUAGCGUCAAGGUACAUGUAUACAAGAGCUGGAUAUAGCCAACUGUGCCAAUUCAGUCUUCAGUCUGAGGCUGGCCACAACGGAUCAAAGCCCCACGACUUCCACCACCACCAUCGUCUCUCUUCCACGGGAAUUUUUCUUCUUUUUUGAUUAAAAUCCAAAGCAGGGUGGGUAAAGAAGAAGAAAUAAAAACGAACAAAUAAAUAAAAAAAAAUCCGACGACAAUCAAAGUGAUUCCAAAAAAGUUUUUACCCCAAAUAUUGACUCUCUCUCUCCCAACAGUUUGUCCAGGGUCUGUCUGUGUGUGCUGCUGUGUGUGUGUGUGUGUUUCUUCUUGUUUCUUAACGUGGCGUGAUUGAAGAAAAAAGAAUAAGGAGAAAAAACCUAAAGUGCUUCGUCAAUCUUCUUCCCAUUUCUGUGUGGCUCCUUGUUAUUUACCAAAUAAAAUUAAAAUAAAAACCGCCCGGCUUUUAUUUUAAUUUUCGGCCCAGUUCACCUGUUCAAAUCGAAUUACGUCAAAGAAAGUUUCUUCCUCUUCAUCAGUCAAUCAGAUGACAACAAAUUUGGCCGGGGGAUAAAUUAUCGUUCCAGCUACUCCUUUCCGUCCGUCGAUCCUUUUUCAUUAAACCAAAAGGGGAAAAAAAGAUAAAAACAUUUAUUUUGGGGGUUUUAUUUGUGACUUUCUGAUGUGCUGGACGUGAAUGAAAAUGGCUUGUUGGGUGACAACUAGAACGACGUCUGUCGGAUCCUGCUCUACUACCAUCGACUCGACGCCGGGCCGAUCCUGUCUACUACACCAGCGACUCGCUCAUCAUUGCGACUGCUCCGAUUAAAAAAAGAAGAAGAAAUUACAUUUCCGUAUCGCCGUUUCUCAUUUGUUUCUAACACAAAAAGUCAAUUGACAGAAACCAAAAAAAGGGACGGACAUUUCCUUGUCUCUUUCGUUUGUGAUUGGGUUCGAACUGCGUGACCCCCCAGCGGCCUCCCCCCCUUGCCCGCGGGAGCACUGGAGACGGAACCAUUCCAUCCAUCAUCAAUGGUGUCGGCCCAGGUGCGGCUAGCCUUAACGGCCAUGCGCUACUAUCGGCUGUGGAUCUACGCGUCCAAUCUGGUCCUGAUGGCCGGCGUCGUCAUCUUCGCCUCGGUGGCAGCCGCCCUCCUCUCCGACCCGAGACGGCAGCUCCUGCCGCCGGCCGCCGUCAGCCCGCACCAGCCCAGCGUCGUCUACGCCUACGCGGCCCUCUUCCUCCAGGGCGCCGUCCUGCCCGUCGUCGGCUGCAUCGGGGCCCUGCGGCUCAGCGAGAAACUACUCAACUCCUACUGGAUCCUCCUGCUCGUCCUCCUGGCCGGCGACAUGAUCGUCGGACUCGUCUGGGUCUUCCGCUUCCAGAAACUCGUGGCCGGACUCGUGCCGGACCUCAAGACUCGACUCAGUCUCGACUAUGGGCACGACGCCGAGUUCGACGCCGCCUGGGAUCUCCUCCAGCGAUCGGCCCGCUGCUGCGGAGUCGAAUCGCCGGCCGACUUCAACAAUUCCCUCUGGCUGGCCAAUUUGGCCGACAGGCCGGCCUGGCAGCCGUCGGGCCUGUCUAACAAUCGAGUCCAACUCACGUCCUCGUCCAGCAGCUCCACCCCGACCCAACACAACAAAGGCCAGGGCCGUCCGCUGAGGCCGUCGCUGAUCAGGGACCAGCGAGUCAGUCGACUGCCGCUGCCGGACUCGUGCUGCAAGUCGGCCAGCUUCACCAGCGAGCAGCUGCGCAAAAACGGGCACUUUAUGUCGAUGGCCAGCGAAGUGCCGCCCGGCCGCAAGGAAGUCUACGGGACGGGCAAGCACCGCCAGCAGCUGAGGGACUACAACGAACGCUACCACGAGCGCAUGAUGCGCGAGCAGCUCCACCUCCAACAACAACAACAACAGCAGCUGGCUGGCAACCUGAGUCUGAGUCACCGGCCCCUCACCACCGUCCAGCAGCAGCCGCCACAACAACAAGGAUCGUCCCGCAUCCAAAGGCGAGUGACGACUCCUCCAUCCGCCCCGACGAUUCCAAUCAGUCCGUCGGCCGGCCACAAGAAAGAGUCCGUCAAUCGCCAACAACAACAGCAGCAACAACAUCCCAACCAGCACCGACAUCGCGGGCUGACGCUGGACGAGAAAGAGACGGACGACGAGGACGGGCUGGAUGAAGACGAGGACGAGGAUUUCCUGUCGUCAUCGUCGUUGUCGGUCGAGUGCGGCGGAGUUUGGCCCAGCGUGGGCGACGUCAGCGACGUCCACGAGUCCGGCUGCGGUGAAUUCGUCUCGUCGUGGCUGCACAUGACGGGCGACACGCUCUUCGUGCUGGGCUAUUGCGUCCUGGCCUUCAUCAAGCUCUGCUUCCUGGCCAUCCUGCGCUACGAGCUCCGCGAAAUGGUGGCCAAGAUCAAGAUCCUGCAGAGCGAACAGGCCAUGAUGAACUCGUCGUCGGCGGCCGGAGCUGGGCCUGGCGGCGGAGGGCCGGGCAGCUCCAUGCCCUUCACCCACUGCGAGAUGAGCGGCAUCCGGGCCGUCAUGGCCAGGGGGACGACCAUCACUCCAGCCCUGGUGGCCACUGACGUCAAUACGACUGGCAAUGACCAGCUGGACAACUUGAACGGACAGCAGCAGCAGCAGCAGGCCCAGCAGCACUUGCCCAACGGUGAAGUGUCAUCCGGCGGAGGAGUUCCGACGAAUACGACGACUGGGUUGAGCGUUUUGAAAAUGCCACGCCCUCGACGCCAGUCGAGUUUCUCUUCCGGCGAGUACCACCUCAUCAACCCGUUUGUCCAGCCACAACAGCCGCAACUGCAGCAGCAGGGCGAGGAGGAUGAAGAGGAGGAAGAUGAAGAGGAAGACAACGAGACGGACAAUGACCUCUUCAGUCCGCCCGACACGCCCAUUCAUCAGUCGCAGCAACAGCAGCAGCAACCACAUCGAACGGCCCAUCAAUUGCCGGCCAACAACGACAAUGGCGCCGAUUCAGAUUCGGGCAGUCAUUGCGCCCUCUUGCCGUCCAGCUGCAACAGCACCGGCCCGCCUCAGCGGCGGCUCAUUCACAAAGAAUGGGACCCGUUAGACACGACAACAGCCGGAACAACAACAACACCACCAGGAACUCAGCCGGCCAGCACUCAGCAGCAGCAGUGCACCAGCAACUGGGUACAGCCACUCCAGCAGCAACAGCACGAGAAUGGGUGGCCAGGCCGGCCCAACGGCAACAACAACGAGUACCACGAGCUCCGCGAAAUUAAGCAGACUCAGAUUUAGAAUAGAAAAAAUCAAAUCAAAUUGUUGGCCCGUCGAAACGAAUGAAAUCAACAAGAAGAAGAAGAACAUUUCUGUCAAAUAGUGCGGCCAUGGCAACCGGGCCGAGAGUCAACAACAAAGAAUAGGCACCGAUAAUCCCAUCACCGAGUGAAAGAAAAUGGCAACCUCCAGUGAAAAAAAAAGUCAAAAUAAAAUAAAUAGAAAAGAAAGAAAGAAAAAGUGAAAUUCAAUCGGGGCUCCUGGAAAGAAAGAAAGAAAAAGGACUUUCUCCUGGUAACAGAUUCUUUUCUCGACAGUGACGGUGAGAGAAUAAGAGAAAAGAAGUCGCAGACAAAAAACUUAUCGACGACGAUUGGUGUUGCCAAUAUUGACUUUCUCUCCAUUUCUCCCCCCCCCCCCCCGACACACAAGUGAUCCGAAACCACACACACACACAUAGGAGCGCAUCCAUAAAUCCUCCGAUUUCUUCUUUUUCUGUAGAUUUCCAACUCCUUUUCUUUCUCUUCAUUCUUCUUCUUCUGUGUGUGACUGUGUGUUUCAAAUGUGCGCGCCCAGGAGCCAAACAAGGACCUCGUCUAUAUCUUAUACCUAACCUUUCCCCCUCCAACCCCUCCCCAGUGUGUGUGUGUGUGUGUGUGUGUGAACAACAGCAGUUGAUUUGGAAAUUUUGUUGACGUUUAGUUCCACCAUUUUUGUCAUCCAGUCACCGUAUAUAUUAUACAUUAUGUAACAUAAUUCUGGAGAGAGAAGUCGCCGAAAGAAUAUGUGAUGACGUUGUUUUGAAAAUUGACUUUUCAUGUCUUUUUGGGGGGGUUUGGGAAAAUAUGAUUCAAUCAAAAAAAGUGUCAACCAAAUUGGGAAUUGUUCCGUUUUUCAAAAAAAUUGGAAAUUCAAACAUUUUUGGCGGGCUUUUUGGGCACUUGAUUUUUGUUUUCUGUUUUUAAUUUUUUGCUUUAAAGAAAAAGAAAAAUUUGGGCGGGAAGUUUGAAAAAAAAAAUUAACUUCCGGCGAUACCAACAAAUUUGUAAAAAAUGAAAAGUUUUAAAAAAGAAAUAACAAUUAACUAAAUGAAAAACAAAAAAAAACCAUGUUAUAAUGAUUUAAAAGAAAAAUGCUAAAAACUAAUGCUGCUGCUAUCAAGUACUAUAUAUAUACUGAUCGUUAUUGUAUAUGUAUGUACGAUUGAAUAACUCGUCUCUCGGGGAAUCAAAAAAGAGUAAAAGAAAAAACCUAA
This is a messenger RNA of Daphnia pulex (common water flea), 4868 nucleotides long. RefSeq lists its product as uncharacterized. The transcript is spliced from 4 exons. Bases 1385 to 3634 code for a protein of 749 amino acids. The record is from RefSeq and is a predicted model, not a curated record. Gene Ontology annotation, cellular component: membrane. NCBI's taxonomy places the organism in Eukaryota, Metazoa, Arthropoda, Branchiopoda, Diplostraca, Daphniidae.